AUGGCCAGCAAUGGUGACAAGAUGGCCAGCAAUGAUGACAAGCGCCGCUCUCUACCGGUACGGCGAUCCCUUCUUGAUGGAUUUCUUGAUGAACUUGUGGCCGUCAGCUCCCCGAAGCCAUCGGAGGGGCUCGAGGUGAAGACGUCGAAGCGAGACAAAGCCAAGACAGAGGCCAAUGCAGCAUCGAAGCCAAACGAAAAGAAAGCUCCCAAGCCAGCCAAGAAGAAUCCAACACCUCCCAACAAAAACAAGUCGAUUGUCUCAGUCACUAUCAAAGAAGAUGCAAAUCCCAAGAAGAAGCGCACUCGACAAGAGGGACGACGCAUUCAAACAAUUCAAUCCCUUCCUGCUUCUGAUUUUGCGACAGCCAUCUCCCAGAAGCCAUUGAAGAGACGCAAGGUGAAGGCGUCCGUGAAAGACAAGGCGAAGAGAUCGGAGAAAGCGCCAAAACGAGAGAAGGUCGAUGCACCAAAGAGAGACAACCCGAAGGCGUCUAAGCGUGACAAGAAGAAGAACAACAAGUCGAUCGUCUCAGCCACUAACAACCAACAAGAGACGGCCAAUGCGUCGGAGCCAAAGCCAGUCAAGAAGAAGCCAACACCGGCAAAGAACAACAACAAGUCGAUUGUCUCGGCCACAAUAAACCAACAACCAGCAGAAGCCCUUGGUAUGGCUCUACCAAUACCGGAUGAGCCAACUCGCGCCUCGCCGCAACCGGUGGUUGAGUCUGCUCCUGUCUUGGUCUCUGGGGACAACCCUGUGGUUCCGGAUGAUCCAACUCGCCCGGUACAACCAGGUGCCCCCCCUGCGAACGGCCCGUCGGUACAGGCUGGGUCGGCUGGAUCGGCAACUUUCGAUGGUCUCUGUGCUCAUGGCGACGGAAAUAUGGAUGAUCUAAAGAGCCUUCCACCCAUUCGGUUGCACCCUGCUAGUGUUGUUGCCCCUACAAGCAUCCCACACAGGGGAUCAAUGGCGGAGGAUGAAGAACCCGCACCUGUUCGUUUUAGAUCUACGAGGCAAAUGCUGCGUCUUGACAUUGAUUAUGAGCCUCCCUACAAUAAUGGGUCUGACUCUGAUGAUCACUAUAGGGGUGCCUACCAGCCUCAAAGACCUGAACCAGAAGUGUUCGACUAUGACAUUGUUCGACAAGAACGAAAAGGAUCUCCCAAGCGCCGCCGCCGAUGUAGCAGUGAGCGUAGCAUUGAGCGUAGCAUCGAGCGUAGCACACAGCGCAAGAAGGAGAACGAGGCCCAGACCAACCAGGCCCCCCUUCCCAAGCGCCGCCGCCAAACUCCCAGUGAAAGUAGUGCCAACCACCAAGCCAAUGGUCCCACGGCCGGCAUCAUGAAAAUGACUUCCACCCAGGCCACCAAAAAGCCUCCCCACAAGACCACUGAGAACCAGACUCAGGCCACCCUCGAGGGGAGAGUUUCAUUCAAGCGAAAGCCAACUCCUGGUCCUGCUUCUCUUGAUGAAGACAAUGCUGACGAUGAACGCAAGCAAAAGGCAAAGGAGACUCCUAUUGGUCCUCAUUCUGGUGGAUCAGAUGACGAGGAGGCACCCAAUGGGAGAGUCGGCAUUCGAAGGGGGACUCCUAUUGAUCCUCAUUCUUGUGGCUAA
Messenger RNA from Seminavis robusta, 1620 nucleotides. NCBI's taxonomy places the organism in Eukaryota, Bacillariophyta, Bacillariophyceae, Naviculales, Naviculaceae. The record is from the annotation of a GenBank genome assembly.